Nerophis lumbriciformis (worm pipefish) is the source of this 4758-nucleotide messenger RNA. The record is from RefSeq and is a predicted model, not a curated record. NCBI's taxonomy places the organism in Eukaryota, Metazoa, Chordata, Actinopteri, Syngnathiformes, Syngnathidae.
AUGGCGGCGGAGCUGCAUCCCCGGAGCGGAAAGCUGGUCGGCCUGUCCAACUCUAACCGCACCGCCCGGCGAAACCAUUCGGUCCAGGAGUUCAACCACGGCCUGGUACUCAGCAAGGAGCCGCUGAGGGACAGGGACGUCUUCACUGUCCGUAUUGACAAGAAGGUGAACUCCUGGAGCGGUUCCAUCGAGAUCGGGGUGACCACGCUGGACCCCGCCCUGUUGAACUUCCCCAGCAGCGCCACGGGCCUGAAGGGCGGCUCCUGGAUCGUGUCGGGCUGCUCCGUCUUGCGAGACGGCCGCUCGGUGCUGGAGGAGUACGGUCGCGACCUGGACCAGUUGGCCGAAGGCGACCGAGUGGGCAUUCAGCGCAGCUCCCGUGGAGAGCUCCACCUAUGGGUUAACGGCCAGGACUGCGGCGCGGCCGCCAGCGGCUUGCCCCCCAGACUGUGGGCUGUGGUGGACUUGUACGGCAAGUGCACGCAGGUGACGGUGGUGAGCUGCGAGCCCCCGCUCCCCUCUGCCGAACGAGAGAACGUCAUUCCUGUCGAAGAAGAGGAGGAUGCGGUGGUCUGCGGGGCGCCGGAGGAUGCGGGCAUCGCAGCACUGAUGAAUGUGGCGGCAAUGAAUGGAGUCAUGAUUGGAGACGAAGUGCCUGAGCUUAGUUGCGGUCACAGCAGACCAGACAAGUUCCCCAACAAUCUGGAGCCAGACGCAGUUCUAACAGAGCACCAGCUCUUUGACGUGUUCAACAACGCGAUAGUGUCUUUUUACCGAGCAGAAGAUGAGGGUGGAGGGGAAGAAGGUGGCGGAGGAGGCACGGGAGGAAGCGGCGCCACAGGAAGCGGCGGCGAUUCCUCGUCCAGAAAUGACACAAAAAGCAGCGGAGGAGGAGGAGCGGCCAACUCCGACAACGGGUUGGGAGCGGGGGACGGCGGGAACACCAACAGCAGCCCCGCGGGCACCGGAGGCGGAUCGGGAGGGGGCUCGUCCGGGUCGGGCAACUUGACCACCAAUGACGCCUUGCUGUUCCAUGAGAAGUGCGGCAUGUUGAUCAAACUGAGCAAUAACAACAAAACGGCGGAGAGGAGGCGACCGUUGGACGAGUUUAACAACGGCGUGGUCAUGACCAACCGGCCGCUACGACACAACGAGAUGUUUGAGAUCCGCAUAGAUAAGCUGGUGGACAAGUGGUCCGGUUCCAUCGAGAUCGGCGUGACCACGCACAUCCCGAACAUCCUAGACUACCCGGCAACCAUGACAAAUCUGCGUUCAGGUACAAUCAUGAUGAGUGGCUGUGGUAUUCUGACCAAUGGGAAAGGCACCAGACGGGAGUACUGUGAGUUUAGCCUGGAUGAACUACAGGAAGGAGACCACAUAGGACUGAUGCGCAAAGCUAGCGGUGCACUUCAUUUCUACAUCAACGGUAUCGACCAAGGCGUGGCGGCAGCACAAACCCCGGGCGUGGUGUACGGCGUAGUUGAUCUGUACGGCAUGGCGGUAAAGGUCACCAUUGUCCACAACCACAAUCACAGCGAGCGCCUCCGCCGCAACAACGCCAUCAUGAGGGCCAUGUCGCCCGAUGUCGGGAGGCCGCGACCCACUUUAACCCCGGACGCAGACGCGGCCGAGCGGCUGCUCUUCCACGCCAACUGCGGUCAGAAAGCCGCUAUCAUCGGCCACGGCAGAACGGCGCUGAGGCCACACGCCACGGAUGACUUCAACCACGGCGUGGUCCUCAGCAGCAGACCGCUGCGUUCUAAUGAAGUGUUCCAGGUUCGCAUUGACAAGAUGGUGGACAAAUGGGCGGGCUCCAUCGAAAUCGGCGUCACUACACAUAACCCCGCCUACCUGCAGCUGCCUUCCACCAUGACCAACUUGCGCUCAGGGACAUGGAUGAUGACAGGAAAUGGUGUGAUGCACAACGGAACCACAAUUCUGGAUGAAUAUGGACACAACUUGGACCGCCUCAAAGCAGGCGACACCGUCGGCGUGGUGCGCAAAGAAGACGGCAGCCUCCAUUUCUUUGUGAACGGCGUGGCUCAGGGCCCCGCGGCUUGGAACGUACCCCCCAACGUCUAUGCUGUGGUGGACCUCUACGGCCAGGCGGCUCAGGCCACCAUCAUGGAUGACAUGGUGGACCUCCCCCCACUCCCGGAGGACAGCUCAGAGGGACCCACGGCGUUGUCCCCGGGGAGCCCCAGCUCUGUUUCGGGAGCCGGCGCUACCAACGACUUGCGUUUCCACCACCUGCACGGCACCAACGCCGCCAUCAUCAACGGGGGGCGGACCGCACUGCGGCAGAACUGCCGUUGCGAGUUCAAUGACGCUAUCGUCAUUUCCAAUAGGUCCCUUCGAGAUGGAGAACUCUUCGAAAUCGUCAUUGAGAUGAUGGUGGAUCGCUGGUCGGGGUCAAUCGAAGCAGGGGUGACCGCAAUCAGGCCAGAGGAGCUCGAGUUUCCCAACACGAUGACAGACAUUGACUACGACACGUGGAUGCUCAGCGGCACGGCGAUCAUGCAGGACGGUAACACCAUGCGCAACAACUACGGCUGUGACCUAGACUCGCUGACGUCAGGCUCGCGCAUCGGCAUGAUGCGCUCGGCCGUCGGUGACCUUCAUUAUUACAUCAACGGGGUGGACCAGGGUGUUGCCUGCUCCGGUCUGCCACCGGAAGUGUUUGCUGUCAUUGAUCUGUAUGGUCAGUGUGUUCGGGUGACCAUCACCAGCUCCUCUGGCCCACUGGACAAUAGUUUGUGCACCAGUAACGUCACAGAAAAGAGCUUCCCUAUCCACUCUCCAGUUGCAGGAGUUGCCCACCGUCUCCAUGGCAAACACGGUAAAAAUGUUGUUCUGCUGGGCGAAGGGUGUCAGGCCGUCCGAGAGGAGGGUUAUGGUCACGGCAUCGUUUUCAGCGCCAAGGAACUCAAAGUGGAUGAGCUGUUUGAGGUUAGGAUCGAUGGGGCGGACGAUCAUUGGUGCGGCUCGCUGCACGUAGGCCUGACCACGUUACCGCCCCCCGAGCUGCCGUCGUGCCCGCUCUCCGGCUUCUCGCCCUCCCUCCCGCAGCUCCGCACCAAAGUCACCUGGCUUCUCUGUGGCUCUGAGGUCCGACGGAACGGAGUCCUGCAGCGGCAGAACUACGGGUGCUCAUUGGACAGGCUGACGGUUGGUAACCGGGUGGGUGUGAAGAGGUGCAGCGAUGACACCAUGCACAUCUUCAUCGACGGCGAGGACAUGGGACCUGCGGCCACAGCGGUAGCCAAGAACGUGUACGCGGUCUUGGACCUGUACGGGCAGAUUACGGCAGUGUCUAUCGUCAGCUCCUCUCUGACCGAUGACGUCGAGGGCGUCAAGGCACCUUCGCUCUCCUCAGGAAGCUGCAGUGAAGGAGAGGAAGACAGCACGCCUAUCAGAGAGACUGCAACUGAGCCGUGUGCACUGGUUCCCACCGCCAUGUCUUUCCUGGAAAACCACGGGAAGAACAUCCAGCUGUCAAACCAGAAGCUGACAGCGGCCAGAGUGUCGAGCUACAACCAGGGCCUGCUGGUCACCGCUCAGCCGCUGAGCCAGCAGCAGCUCUUCCAGUUUCAGAUCGACCGCCUCAAUCCAUCAUGGACGUCGUCGCUGUCGCUAGGGGUGAUCGGACACUCCCCGGACCGGCUCAACUUCCCUUCCACGGCGUGCUGCCUGAAACGUUCCGCCUGGCUGCUGCAGAGGGACUCCAUCUUUCACAACUCGCUGAAAAUAUGCGAGAACUACGGUCCCAAUUUGGACACAUGUCCUGAGGGGACAGUGUUGGGUCUGCUGGUGGACGCCAACAGUUGUCUCCACCUAUAUGUCAAUGGUAUGGACCAGGGGGUGGCAGCGCAGGACAUUCCCUCCCCCUGUUACCCUUUCAUUGACUUGUAUGGCCAAUGUGAGCAGGUUACGAUAGUAACAAAUAACGUGCAAGCUGUGGGAGGAGAAGGUGGCGACGCCCGAUGUCAGGGAGACAUGGAGAAGGCGGACAUGGUUGACGGCAUUAAAGAGAGCGUCUGCUGGACCCCCCCUUCCGACGUCAACCCCAACAAGUGCUGCGAGUACCAAGCCUUGUGCUCCCGCUUCAAGGACUUGCUCACUCUGCCAGACGGGUACUUCAGUGAAGAUGCCAAGUACAACCUGUGCUACUGCGAGUCCUGCCACAAGCUACGGGGGGACGAGGCUUAUUACAAGAGAGGAGAGCCGCCCCGGGACUACGCUCUGCCUUUCGGAUGGUGCUGCUUUGCCCUCAGGAUCAAGCCCCACUGCGAGGUUUCUAACGCACUAAAGAAGUGGCACAUCGCAUACCACGGCACCAGCGUGGGGACCUUGCGCCGCACACUGGACCACAGCCAGCUCCUCCCAGCUAGUACGUCAUCCAUCUUCUCGGUGGCUCCGGUGAAGGCGGAGGGUCCAGAUAGCUACGGCGAUCCGGAGGAGAACAGCGUCCCUGGUAGAGAGGUACCUCGUGUGAGACUCUCACCUACCAUGCGCUACUCUGGUUUGGAAAUAUUUGCUCCUAAAGUGCAAUUUAGGGACCCCCGCUCUCACCGCUGCCACCAGGCCCAGGUAGGCUUCCAGGUGUGCGUGCGGCCAGGCUCCUACAAAGUGGGGCCGCAGCAGGCGCCGGGCCACAGCGAGACCCUGGACCCUCGCUUUAGCAACUCGGAGAUGGAGUGGAUCACGAAAGAGCAGGGUGGCACUCUCCUCUACGGCCUGCUGGUGCGGGUCGAGUGA